Penicillium samsonianum is the source of this 982-nucleotide messenger RNA. Its product is annotated as mitochondrial 54S ribosomal protein uL4m. Gene Ontology annotation, molecular function: structural constituent of ribosome. Bases 47 to 982 code for a protein of 311 amino acids. Gene Ontology annotation, biological process: translation. The transcript is spliced from 2 exons. Gene Ontology annotation, cellular component: ribosome. The record is from RefSeq and is a predicted model, not a curated record. Lineage: Eukaryota; Fungi; Ascomycota; Eurotiomycetes; Eurotiales; Aspergillaceae.
UCCGGACAUCACCAACUUAUACGUCGAUCACCCAGGGACUUUCACAAUGCCAGGUAACGAUGUUAUUCGGUCGCUGAGGCUGCUGUCGCGCAGCUCGGGCGGACUCAUGUCAGGCCCGAAGCAGGUGACGCAACGAUGCCUUACACGCUCAAUGGCAACCGAAGCGGCAACACAACCCCCAGUGGCGACUCAGGAUGCUGUGCAGGCCGAGCAAGCACAGCGACCAGGCGGCCAAACCCCUGUUCAAGUCAUGACCUACCGGUGGCCCAACUUGGAACCCCAGCGUCUGGUCCAUUACUCCCGCAGACUACUUCAGAUGCCCACUCGUCACGAUAUUCUCCACCGCGCAGUCAUCUAUGAGGGUGACAGCACCCGACAAGGUUCAGCCAGCACCAAGUGGAGGGACGAUGUGCACGGUAGUCACAGGAAGCUGUACGCGCAGAAGGGCUCCGGUCGUGCGCGUGCGGGUGAUAAGAUGUCGCCAGUUCGACGAGGUGGUGGUGUCGCUUUCGGACCUCAUCCUCGUGAUUUCUCGACCGAUCUGCCCCGAAAGAUCUACGACCAAGCCUGGCGCAUUGCCCUCAGCCACCGGCUUUCACGCGGCGAAUUGAUUGUUGUUGAUAACACCAUCGGUAUCGACGAAGCUGCCAGUCCGUUCUUCAUCAGAAAUCUCGUCAAAGCUCAUGGCUGGUAUCAGAAGGGCCGGUCUACAUUCGUUACACUGAAGCCCAAUGAGAUGUUCUCUGAUGCGGUCGAAAAGUUCGGCAACCACGCACGAACUAUCAGCGUCGAGGAUUUGGAUGUGAAGAAUGUCUUGGAGACAGCAAGAUUGGUUAUUGAGAAGAAUGCACUGCACAAGAUCCUGCUUUCGCACUCGACGGACUUGGCGAAGGUGGACACACUCUUUUCGCCCUCAGCAAACGGAGAGAAGGUGUAUCCGCUGGACUUUAGCCGGAUGAAGGCUACAUGGAAGAACGUUUAA